GCCUGCUUCAAGACUUGGCUGGCGUGAACCGUGACGCUGCCCCACACUGCGGCAUCGGCCCGGGAGAUGGGAUUUCCUGAUUGUCACAAUCCAGGGUCCUGGUCGUUUGGUCCCUGCUAUCCUGCCCUGGUCACGCAUGCAUGCGUCACCAAUCGAUUUACCAUUUGUCGUCAGUUUGUCGAUUGUCUUAUUAGUGCUUGAGGCAAGAGCAGCCUCAGGACUGGUCUGCCAAGAACUCGCAAUGUUGCCUUGGCGGGCAAGUAUCGAACGAUGCUUGCCGCCGUGUCCGUUCCGAUCUAAGCGAACUCGAGAGGAGUGGCUCGGCUCCGACAUGGCCAUUGUGUAUGUUGAGUAUCACCACGCAAGUUCUCGGGUCAAUUUGAAGUGGGAGUGCUCGGGCAUGAGGCGUACGCCUUACACCGUGUCACUAGCGAGAUCGGUGAUGCCACGGCCGGGGUUCUAUGGGGUAUCCGUUGUUGAGCGGGAUGCCACUGACGAACAGGGGCAAGGGACAAACUCGUGCCGUCGAAGCGACCGUGCCGCCCGGACGUCAAACUCCUGUAGUCGUCUAGAACCAUGGCAGAACGAAUGCUAGACCGCUCAUCAAAUGACCAAAUGACCUCACCGAUCCACCCUGGCCGAGAUUUUCAAAGGAUGGAUCUGCUGAGGAGUGCCGCAUUGUGCCAGGAUGGACCAGUGCCGGCCGCGGCGGGCGAGUCGUGAGCCGCAACCCCCACAUCACAGCGUCGAACAGUUUGGUGGGAUGGAGUGAAAAAAUUUGGGCCGGCACGUAAGUAGAAUGACGCCGGUCCCCAAGACUGGCCUGUCACAAAG
This is a messenger RNA of Microdochium trichocladiopsis, 834 nucleotides long. RefSeq lists its product as uncharacterized. The coding region runs from base 137 to 595 and encodes 152 amino acids. The transcript has a single exon. The record is from RefSeq and is a predicted model, not a curated record. NCBI's taxonomy places the organism in Eukaryota, Fungi, Ascomycota, Sordariomycetes, Xylariales, Microdochiaceae.